AUGGGAGAGAGACAUGACUAUCCUGGAUCCUCUGGGGAGCCUCAACAACAUCCUGAUGCUGACGAGGAAGAGAAGAGUCUCUCCAGAUCAGAACACCAGAUGGACAACGCAAGCCCUUCCUCCCUCCUGGAGUCCCCGUGUCAUACCUCUCCCGGUGGCACCUUACUGCUGGGUAUGAAGAGGUUGUCUGUGCUGCUGGUGGACUGCAGGAAAACAACGGGGCUGAGUGGAACUGUGAGAGGAGGAGAAGAGAUGAAAGGAUCAGAUUUGACUCAUCAAAGAGAAAGACCAGGCUCAGAGGAACCAGAGCCAGGGACGUCCAAACCAGCAAGAAGACACCAGUGCUCCUACUGUGGAAAGGGUUGUAACCGGUUAUGGGACCUGAAACAACACGAGAUAAUACACACAGGGGAGAAGCCUUACCACUGCUCCCAGUGUGGAAAGAGUUUUAACCAGAAAGGACACCUGAUCCAACAUGAGAGAAUACACACAGGGAAGAAGCCUUACAACUGCUCCCAGUGUGGAAAGGGUUUUAACCAGAAAAGCUACCUGAAAAAACACGAGAGAAUACACACAGAGGAGAGGCCUUACCACUGCUCCCAGUGUGGAAAGAGUUUUACCUACUUGUGUAAUCUGAAAACACAUGAGAGAAUACACACAGGAGAAAAGCUGUACUGCUGCUCCCAGUGUGGAAGGAGUUUUACCCACUUACGUAACCUGAAAACACAUGAGAGAAUACACACAGGGCGAAGCCUUACCAUUGCUCCCAGUGUGGAAAGAAUUUUGCCCACUUAAAUAACCUGAAAACACAUGAGCAAGUACACACAGGUGAUAAGCCUUACUGCUGCUCCCAGUGUGGAAAGAGUUUUAACCAGAAAAGCUACCUGAAAAAACACGAGAGAGUACACACAGGACAAAAGCCUUACCACUGCUCCCAGUGUGGGAAGGGUUGUAACCAGUUAGGUGACCUGAAACGACAUGAGAGAAUACACACAGGAGAAAAGCUGUACCACUGCUCCCAGUGUGGAAAGGCUUGUAACCACUUAGGUGACCUGAAACGACAUGAAAGAAUACACACAGGAGAAAAUCUGUACUAUUGCUCCCAGUGUGGAAAGGGUUGUAACCACUUAGGUGACCUGAAACGACAUGAGAGAAUACACACAGGAGAAAAGCUGUACCACUGCUCCCAGUGUGGAAAGAGUUUUACCCACUUACGUAACCUGAAAACACAUGAGAAUAUACAUACAGGGGAGAAGCCUUACCACUGCUCUCAGUGUGGGAAACGUUUUAUCCACUUAUGUAACCUGAAAACACACAAGCAAUUACACACAGGGGAGAAGCCUUACCACUGCUCCCAGUGUGGAAAGAGUUUUAAUCAGAAAAGCUACCUUAAAAAACACGAGAGAUCACACACAGUAGAGAAGCCUUAUCACUGCUCUCAGUGUGGAAAGGGUUGUAACCAGUUAGGGGACCUGAAACGACAUGAGAGAAUACACACAGGAGAGAAAUCUUACCACUGCUCCCAGUGUGGAAAGGGUUUUAACCAGUUAGGCGACCUGAAACGGCAUGAGAGAAUACACACAGGAGAGAAGGCUUAUCGCUGCUCCCAGUGUGGAAGGGGUUUUAACCAGUUAGGGGACCUGAAACGGCAUGAGAGAAUACACACAGCAGAAAAGCUGUACCACUGCUCCCAGUGUGGAAAGAGUUUUACCCAGUUAUUGAACUUGAAAACACAUGAGAGAAUACACACAGGGG
This is a messenger RNA of Oncorhynchus masou masou (cherry salmon), 1755 nucleotides long. Its product is annotated as zinc finger protein interacting with ribonucleoprotein K-like. Gene Ontology annotation, molecular function: RNA polymerase II cis-regulatory region sequence-specific DNA binding; DNA-binding transcription factor activity, RNA polymerase II-specific. The record is from RefSeq and is a predicted model, not a curated record. The transcript is spliced from 4 exons. Gene Ontology annotation, cellular component: nucleus. NCBI's taxonomy places the organism in Eukaryota, Metazoa, Chordata, Actinopteri, Salmoniformes, Salmonidae. Gene Ontology annotation, biological process: regulation of transcription by RNA polymerase II. The coding region runs from base 1 to 795 and encodes 264 amino acids.